Messenger RNA from Mucor mucedo, 503 nucleotides. Its product is annotated as 4'-phosphopantetheinyl transferase. Gene Ontology annotation, biological process: fatty acid biosynthetic process. The record is from RefSeq and is a predicted model, not a curated record. The transcript is spliced from 3 exons. Gene Ontology annotation, molecular function: holo-[acyl-carrier-protein] synthase activity; magnesium ion binding. Lineage: Eukaryota; Fungi; Mucoromycota; Mucoromycetes; Mucorales; Mucoraceae. The coding region runs from base 19 to 387 and encodes 122 amino acids.
CUUUAUUUUAAUUUUUAAAUGAUCUUGGGCAUUGGUGUUGACAUUGUUCAUUUACCUCGCAUCGCUUCCUUAAUCACAAGAAGAGGAUCUAAAGUAUUAGCAAAACGUAUUCUAAGUAGUCGCGAACACAAAGAGUUUGAAACGUUUACAGAUGAAAGACAGCAAUUAGUUUACUUGGGAUCUAGAUGGUGUAUAAAGGAGGCAGUUUAUAAAGCAUUAUAUCCUAUACAUAAGUUGGAAUGGAAACAAGUAUCAGUGAUCAAACAAGCGGGCAAACCUGAUUUGGAUAUUGUGAACGGUAAAUUAUAUGGUAUUUCCAAAACGCAUGUGUCACUAUCGCAUGAUGGGGAUUAUGCUAUUGCUCAAGUUAUUCUUGAAAGCCAGUAAAUUAUUUUUUUUAUAAUAUCCGCCUACACACUCGAGUUAAUACACCUAAUUUGGAUAACUUGCGUUCCUUUUUCCCUGCUAGCUAAUAUAUAUAAUUUUUUUUUGAAAUAUUGCAA